Molecule: messenger RNA, 849 nt
Organism: Lymnaea stagnalis (great pond snail)
Lineage: Eukaryota; Metazoa; Mollusca; Gastropoda; Lymnaeidae
Source: the annotation of a GenBank genome assembly
UUUCUCCCACACAGGCCUCAGUGUGACUACACCACGACGUUCCACACCAAGCCUUGGAUGUAUUUUGUGCAGUUCCACAACUUGUUCGUCAUCAUGUGCCACAUGAUGGCCAUGUGGCUGACCGUCUCCCUGGCCGUGUUCCGGUACAUCUUCGUCUGCAAGCACCAGCUGGCCACCGUCAUGUGCUCCAUGAGGCGUGCCAAGAUCACCGUCCUCAUCGUCUUCAUCGGGACGAUCGUCUCGUGUAUACCCUACUUUUUUAUGUACCGUGUCAAAGAUAUCAACGACAUCGUCGACGAACGGGAGUGCUACUGGGUCGUGACAUCAGACUUCGCGAACGCCCACCCCAUCUACGUCAACUUUGUCCACUGGCUGUUCGGAGUCAUCAUCAAGAUCCUCCCCUGCGUCCUGCUUUCGUACCUCUCCAUCCUGUUGAUCAUUGCCAUGCAGCAGGCGAAGAAGCGACGGGAGCACCUGCUUAACAAUAUCUUCCCGGUGAUCGACCACUACAGCUCCAACGAGCACAACCGCGCCACAAUGAUGCUGGUGGCCGUGGUGAUGUGCUUCAUCAUCACAGAGAUCCCGCAGGGGAUUCUCGCGUGGAUCUGCGCCGUAGACAAUAACUUCUUCCAUAAUGUCUACAUACACCUUGGCGACCUUAUGGACAUCCUGGUGCUCAUCAACAGCGCCGUGAACUUCAUCCUCUACUGCAGCAUGUCCCAGCAGUUCCGCGACACCUUCAAGAGCCUGUUCGUCUCCAAGAACCUUCCGCCUUUUUUUCACCGCGUCAAGCAUCACCCCAACGGGGGCGACUACAGCAUGGUGCACACAGAAACAACUCCUGUAUAA